This is a messenger RNA of Saccoglossus kowalevskii, 1548 nucleotides long. RefSeq names its product cytochrome P450 4F12-like. NCBI's taxonomy places the organism in Eukaryota, Metazoa, Hemichordata, Enteropneusta, Harrimaniidae. Gene Ontology annotation, molecular function: heme binding; monooxygenase activity; oxidoreductase activity, acting on paired donors, with incorporation or reduction of molecular oxygen. The record is from RefSeq and is a predicted model, not a curated record.
AUGUUCUUCGAAGGCAUUCUGUGGAGGAGUGUGGUCGGCGAGGUGUUAGUUAUUGUUAUUGUCUUAAAAGUCACACUCACCUUGGUGAACCUCAACAAGCAACGCCGGUAUAACGAGAGGGCGCUCUCGUUUUUCCCAGGCUUCAAGAAGCACUUUCUUCUUGGCGACCUCGAUAAGUUUAGAAACGAUGAAGCCAGUUUUCAGUGGACAACUAAUGCACUGAAGAACGUGAAAUAUGGCUUUCAGUUGUGGGCAGGGCCGUUCAUUGCAUGUUUGUCAUGUAUUCAUCCAGAUACAAUACGUCCGGUACUAGUAAGCACAGAACCGAAAGAUGAGUUCACAUACGGGAUGGUAAAACCAUGGUUGGGCGACGGAUUGUUGUUAAGUAAAGGAAAUAAAUGGUUCAGGAACAGACGUUUACUGACACCGGGAUUUCAUUUUGAUAUUCUCAGACCAUAUGUUGGAAUAUUUAAUGAUUGUACCAAUACAUUAAUUGAAAAAUGGAGUCAGCGCUGCCACACUGGUUCACUGGAAAUGUUUGAGCAUAUCAGUCUACUGACGCUCCAUAGCCUAAUCAAAUGCCUAUUUAGCCAGGAGAUUCACUGUCAAGUUGACGGGAAACGCAACAGUUAUGUAGAUUCUGUGAAGGAGUUGGCUCUCAUGGUCGACAGUCGUAUUCAGAACCCGUUAUACUACAGCAAUCUUAUAUACCACCUCACAUAUAGUGGUUAUAAAUGGAGGAAAGCAUUGAAUGUUGUACACACCUAUUCAAGAAAUGUAAUCCAACAACGCAAAGAGACCAUCAAGUUAAAAAGAGAGAAGACAGACUGUGAAAACAGAAGAUAUGUCGAUUUUUUGGAUAUUCUGUUGGCGGCAAGAGAUGAAAACGGUGAAGGGCUGACUGACCGGGAAAUCCGUGAUGAGGUUGAUACGUUUAUGUUUGAAGGUCACGACACAACGGCCAGUGGGCUGUCGUGGUGUCUUUACAAUCUUGCAAAGAACCCUGAACACCAGAAGACGUGUCAACAAGAAAUCGAUGCUUUAUUAGAGAAGAAAGGAGAAGACAAAAUUGAAUGGAACGAUUUAAAUCAUUUGAACUACGUUACAAUGUGUAUAAAGGAAAGCCUUCGUAUAACACCAGCAGUGCCGUUUGUUGGCAGAAAGUUGUCAAAAUCAAUGACAUUUCCUGAAUUAAAUGUCACCAUCCCAGAAGGCAUAUGGAUUGGUAUUGGGAUAAUGGGUCUCCAUGAAAAUCGAUUUAUAUGGGACAACCCGGAGGUGUAUGACCCGUUAAGAUUCACGCCAGAGAAUUGUCAAGGCAGAUCACCAUAUGCCUUUCUCCCGUUCUCUGCUGGGCCGAGAAACUGCAUCGGUCAAAACUUUGCUAUGUCCGAGAUGAAAACUGUAAUUGCUUUAUUGCUGAGAAAGUUUGAGUUCGUCAUAGAUGAGAGCGUUCCAGCAAGACGGCGCAUUGCCCUCGUGAUGCGAAGUGAGGGUGGGCUGCGAUUAUUUGUGAAGCCAAGACAUACAUCCGGGCAUUCAUCCUAG